UUCUUUAAAUUAUUCAGGUGCUAUAGUCCAAAUGCAUGAGUGAGGGUCGGAGCUUGCCGGAAAGUAUGGACGCAUUGAAUUAAACUGCGGUAGGAGAGAAAUCCUUCCGAAUUAUUAACGUCACUAGAAAUCAGCAUGAAGCAAAAAUCUGUCUAAAUACGGAAUAUUUGAUAUUUACUAUUAGACCUAAUCAGAGAUGUUUUUGAUAGCUAAUCAGCAAUAAUAUCAUCAUUUAUCUUGACCUCAAUGAUCCGAAACUCUUAUAUAUCGUUAAUUUUGAUAACACGUCAAGGCUUACUUAUUGUUAAGAUUUUCAUUUGAUGAUAUGUUUCAAUUUAAAAUACCAAAUAAAAAUAACUUCGUGUUUCAUUGAAGAAAUCGAUUAUCGGAUAUCAGCGGGAAUUGUGCUGAACGCUGUCUUAAUCAUUUGCCAAUUAGAAGUCAACAUAUCCUAAUUCAACUUCGGUGAAAUAAUGUUUUCUGGGGUUAUUGGGUUUGUUGGGGCUGGAAACAUGGCCCAAGCUAUAGCAUUUGGGCUCAUAGAUGCUGGUGCCAUUCCUGCCAAAAAUAUCAUUGCUUCUGCACCCAGUAUGAAUAAUUUAGAAAAAUUUAAAGAAAAAUCUGCUAUUGUAACCCAUGAUAACAAUGAAGUAAUCAAUAAGUCUGAUAUUAUAUUUAUUGCUGUUAAACCACAAUAUCUUGAUUCAGCCAUAAAAUCAUUUAAUAACAUUCCUCAUGAAAAAAAAGUAUAUGUGUCUAUUUUGGCUGGUGUAAGAUUAGAGACAAUACAGGAGAAAUUUCAACUUCAUUGCGAUGCUAAAAAUUCUUAUAAGAUCAUCCGUGUUUUGCCGAAUAUAGCAGUACUAGUUGGAGCAGGUUGUUCAGUAAUGGCUGCUAAUGAAAAUACACCUGAAGAAGACAUAUCAUUAGUCAAAUCACUUAUGUCUGUUGGAGGUUCAUGUGAGCUUAUUCCAGAAAAUCUGAUUAAUUCGUGUAGUGCUGUCUGUGGAUCAGGACCUGCUUUUGUAAGUCGUGAUAUAAAUUCUAAUUUGGAAUCAGAUAAUAAUAAUAAAUCCAUUACAUUCAAAAAUGUUUCAUCCCAUAAUUCUACGCCUGAACCAUUAAGAGUUCCUGUUGAUGAAAAAUCUUCAAAUCCUGAAGUUUUGGACUAUUGUUAUAGAGAAAAGAAUUUGUCCUCUUCAGAUUGUGAAGUUUCUGAUCGGAGUACAGUUGAUGAUUCUGAGAUUGAAUCUUUGAGUGAAAAUAGUUCAAAUAUUUUAAGAAAAAGAAAAGCUAUUCACGAGAAUUCAGAAAAAUAUAGAUUUAAUUUCUCAGAAGAUCAAAAAGAUUAUCGAGGUUAUGAUUUACACCAGAAAAUUUCUCCUAAAUAUCGUGAUGAUCGUUCUUAUACCUGUAAUAAUUUUCAAAACUCAGAAGUUGACACUUUUUCUGGCAUAAAUGAUAGUUACAUUAAUGAAAACAAUUGUUACAAUUCUAGAGAACUCUAUAGUAGGCGUAAAACUCAUUUUCCAAGAUAUUUCAGGGUACCAGAUGAUUAUAAUUGGGAUUGGGAAACUGUUAGUAAUAAUAGGCACAGAUAUCCAGAGGUGACCGAUCCUGAUCACUAUGUUGGAAAGAUUAGAUCGGUUCCACAUCAUGGGGGAAGGAUGCCAAGUGAUCAUACUUAUCGUUCUUCAGUGCAUUCUUACAAUGAAUACUAUAAGGAGCUUGAUACUGUUAUGAACAGGAAAGACGGUGCCUACAGAUGUUAUCCAUUUCCUUAUUGGAACAUAGGAUAUAGCUAUGGUAAGACAGAACGUUAUUCCAAUCAAAGUUAUUCCUUAGAAUUAGUCGGAAAAAGAAAGAUAAAUGAUAUGGAUUACAUUUACAGCCAACCCUCUGUUAAAAAGACUCGUCAGAAUCCCGCUUUCCACCCUCUUCAGGUAGUUAUCAUGCGGUUCAAUCAGGAAGAGUCCAUAUCCCAAGGCAUGGCGGCAAAAAUCCGUUUAACGCUGAUUCUAAUGAUAAAUGCUACUUUUGGUUCAGGAUUCUCUCCCAAAUUUGAAACCACAAAUCUUUUACAGAAUGGUCAUUUUUUGGUAUCCUGUUCUGAUGAUUCGACUGUCGACUGGCUCUUAAAACAAUGUGUAAUGGAGGAGGAUGGCACUCCAUUUGUAAUAACGAAGCUUAUUGACCUUCCCUCAAUGAAGGUUGUUGAUACCUUUGUAUCCUAUAACAGACAGCCAGUAAGGCAUGUCCUUGAAUGCCUUAGAUAUCAGAACCCUUCUCUCUGCAUUAACAAAUGGCUUUUGUGCAAGAGAUCAGUUUCUAAGUCGGGACAGCUGCUCAGGUUUAUUAUUGAUAAGGAUUCAUUUCAAUAUUUAGAGAUACUCAAUUGGAAGCCCUAUUUCCAACUGUGCCGCUUGCAAUUUCAUAAAAUUGAUAUCCAAGAAGAAGAAAUUUGUGUUUUGUGUAAAUUAUUCUCAAAAACUUGUAGUCUUUGUACUUUCCAAACUUGAAUUUGUAUUUGUAUCUUAUGUAUUAGAAGAAAUAUUUUUUAUUUAUUUCUGUUUCUUUUAAAGGAAUUUUCUGUACUUUUUUUUAUUAUAUUUUUGGAGGAAUUUUUUAUAGAUAUUUUUUUAUCUGUAAUUCAAUUGGGUGUUAUCCACCUAUUAUUACUGCUUAAAAUAUUCCUUUUCUGUUUCUAUCAACAAUUGUAAUCGAAUAUAGGAAUUUUUUUUAUAAAUAAAAAUAUGUAUUAAUUUUUGUUAACAAUUUAAUUAGUUUAUAAUGAAUUUGUAAUUUUUGUUUUAUUUUUUAAUGAUUUAUAAUUAGAUUUUUAUACUCUGCAUUUUUAAUUUUGGAACCAGAGCUAUAAUAAAAUUUAAAUGUAUAGUAGAAGAGAAAUGAUAAAUUUUAUGCAUUAUUUUUAUAUUUUGAUACUGUACUUAAAAGAUUUAUUUUAAAGUUAUAAAGUCUUUUUCUACAUUAUGUUGUUUCCUUCUUUUAAAAUAAUAUUUACUUAUUAUUUUUUGAAACUUCUCUUUCAAAAUAAAUAGUUUGAAGGCUCUACUGGAUAUGAUAUUUUUACUGUAAACAUACAAAAAAAAUAAUAGAAUAAAAAAAGGUGAAGGGCAAAAAAUUAAAUCCUUAACUGAAUGAUUGAUGAUUUAAUUUUAUUGAGUUUAUAGAUUUUCAUGGCAAUCGAAGCACUCGCUGAUGGUGCAGUUCUUCGGGGCGUUCCUAGAGAUUUAGCUCUGAGGCUUGCAGCUAAAGCUGUGGAAGGAGCUGGAAAACUCAUAUUAUCGACAGAAAAACACCCUGGAAAACUGAAAGAUGAAAUCUGUUCUCCAGGUGGAACAACUAUUGUCGGUGUCCAUAAAUUAGAGGAAUCUCGGCUCAGGUUUGGUUUCAUGGAUGCUGUUCGAGCAACUGCUGAACGAGCUGACCAAUUGAGUUUACUGAAGUAAAAUUCAGAAAGUGAUCAAAACUAGAAAAAAACGUGUCUUCCUAAUCUCCAAUGUAAAAGAAAAAUAUUUUUUACUUUAAAAUUUUAAGUUACCCUGUAAUAGUUUAAAUGUUAGUCAAAUUAUCUAAAUAUUUGUGUAGUUAUGGAAAUAUUUGUGUAUGUUACUUAUUAUUAAUCUUUUUGAAAGAUAUAUGUAAUGAGUAUAUUAAUUAAAUACUUACGGGGUGAUAUUAGUGUUACUGUUAUUUCUUGUUAAAAAAAUAUAUAUAUAAUACUCAACUGUCUCAUAGUUUU
This is a messenger RNA of Nezara viridula (southern green stink bug), 3763 nucleotides long. The record is from the annotation of a GenBank genome assembly. NCBI's taxonomy places the organism in Eukaryota, Metazoa, Arthropoda, Insecta, Hemiptera, Pentatomidae.